UUUUAUUUAUUGAAACGACUUUUGCAUAGAGUUGUGAUCUAAAGAAUUUCUUUCAUUUUGUUUAAUUAUUACAGUACAAAUCUUCUUGAAGGUGCACAGGUCGACUUGUCGUAAAGUCCGUCCGUCAAUGAGCCGUUUUGACGAAACAAGUUGUAAAAGCUAAGCGGUGUUAUUGCUGUCAAGUGCGUCGUUCGCUAACGACCCGUCAGACCCUAAUUACCGCGUACCCUUGACUUGUACCACGUCACUUGCCAAAUCAAGCCCCGCCUUUUAAGGCCGCACACGCUCGAAACUCACAGAUACGACGGUAAAACAUCAGGGUGGCGACCACGAGAGGGAAGAAAUCAUGCCUGCACCUCACAUGCAUGUUAUUUUUGUUUGAUAAUGCCUCAUCUUUAUCCAAUUACUUGAAUACAUCGACGAGAUUUAAAGAGGUCGAGGUUUUAUACCUUAAAAGUGGUUGCAACACGUUUGAACAUCAACACUGCAGUUAAAUCUAAGAAAAUACAAAACUACUUCAAAUAAAAUGUAUUGCAAGCGUCUCGAACAUGCACAGUUUGAACAUUUAAUUCUGUGAUUAUAUCGCGUACCACUAGAGGGAGCCUGGGUGCCCCUCGUGGUACUCGAACAACACCGACGCUGCUCGAAAAGGUCACGUCUGUUCAUUCAGUGGGCAAAUAUAGCAUGAUGAUGCACCUUUAGUUUCGAGAGGCGACUGAGUGUAUUCAAGCGAAAGCCUCGGGUCGUCGUCGUUCUACUGACUCGCUGGAACUCACUACUUCGUCGCCUUCAUGUUGUUGCGCUUUUAGAAUGACGUUUUGGCUUUUCCAAGUCAAGAUCAUCUUUAAAAAAAAAUAAUAAUAAAUAAAUAAAAAGAAGUUACUACGUAGAUUAAGGUAUAUGGAUAUAAUGAAAUAUAAUUAUUUAUAUUUUAACAUGUUAAGUUGUAGUUUCCUGGUAUGUUGGAAGAUUUUAUGUCAUACAUCCUCAAGAAAGGAAAUACAUGAAAUGUGUAAAAAGCAGCUCAAAUGUCAUUGUGUUAGUGUGUGUGUAUAUAUCUAUUUUUUUAUUAUUUUUUUGCGUGGCCAAAUUGUAUUAGUAUUGUUGCUCUAAAGGAAAUCCAUAUCUGAGGCAAACAAAUAUAUAUAUUUUAAAACAUUGUUAAUGUGUAUAAGUUUCCAUUAUAAUUUUGGGUUUAUUUGUGCUAUUUUGCAUGUUUCUUUUACCAUAAUUGAAUUUUAUUGGUAUCAGUGCUUUAAGUAAAACUGAAGCAAGUAAAAAUUGUAUAAAAUAUUUAAAAUACAAUCAAACCCAUUUGUAGAAUUAUUUUUUUCUCAUUAACUUUUGUCACGGUCUAGUUGUAUUGUAUCUGUGCUGUAAAUAAGCAGAAAAACUGAAGCAAAUCCAAAUUUGAUUAAAUGUAAUACGUCCAAUUUGUAUAAUGUGUGAUUUAAAAGCGUUAUUAUUAUUAUUUAGCGUCUUUCUUUGGUUAUUAUCUAAUUAUGUUGUCUCCAGUUUGGCGCCCUUGCACUGUUAAAAAAAAAAAAAGUAAAAAGCGAUGCUCCCUGUGCUAAUGCGAGAUGGUAUCAUAAUAAGAUGGAGAUGGUAUCGGUGCUCAUUGAAAGGCAGAUUGGGCUCGACUGAAAAGGAGGUGUGACCGACGACCCCCCCCCCCCCCCCCGGGGGGGGGCUCCACCUGGCCCCUUGCCCAUAAAUACGCCUCCCUCGCCGGGUUGGAAGGUCAGUUGAGCUCGGAGCGCAUCGAAGGUCGUGUGGUCGUUUUGGUUUUGUGUGGAUUAUGAACGCCUUUGGAGCGCAGCAAGCCUCCAGCCAGCAGCAGCCGCAGCAGAGCAGCAGCCACCCGGCACACGAGCUCCUGGACAUGGCCGUGUACUGUGACAACUACGGCGUCUACCAGCACCAGAACCUCCACCACCACCUCCAUCACCCCCAGAGAGCCCUCAACCACUCUUCCGGCUACGGCCUGAGCGACUACGCCGCCCCGCCCACCAACCCCUACCUGUGGCUCAACAGCUCCCCCGCCUCGCCCUACCUCCCCGCCGGCUGCUCCGGGGGCUCCGGCGGCGGCGGCGGAGGCGGCGGCUCCACCUACGUGCAGUCGGCCGGCUACGGCUCCGGCGGCCAACGGCAGCUCCUGGCGGCGCCCGGCGGGCUGGGAGGCGCCGACCUGGGCUGGUUGUCCAUCUCCAGCCAGCAGGAGCUCUUCAAGAUGGUCCGGCCUCCGUAUUCGUACUCUGCGUUGAUCGCCAUGGCCAUCCAGAACGCGCAGGACAAGAAGCUGACGCUGAGUCAGAUCUACCAGUACGUGGCCGAAAACUUUCCGUUUUACAAGAAGAGCAAAGCCGGCUGGCAGAACUCCAUCCGGCACAAUUUGUCCCUCAACGACUGCUUCAAGAAGGUCGCCCGGGACGAGGACGACCCCGGUAAGGGCAACUACUGGACGCUGGACCCCAACUGCGAGAAAAUGUUCGACAACGGCAACUUUCGGCGCAAGCGGAAGAGACGAACCGACAUCGGCACCGCGGCCGAGAAGCCCGACUCGAACGCCGAGCACAAGCUCUCGGACACGGCCAGCCUGCUGAGCUCGUCCCCGCCCAGCCUGCACGCUUCGCCGGCCUCCACGGAGCCGCGCUCGUCGCCGCUUAACUCGGCCGAGCACAGUCCGUGCUUCGCCGGCUUCGUGUCGGGCGUCGACGCGCUGCCGGCGGCCGGAGCCGAGGCCUCCCCCGGCGCCCCGGAGCGGGACUUGGGCGCAGAGUUGCCCCAAGGCCGCGAGGGCAUCUCCGGACUUUCCGACAGCAGGAUGAACUAUUACAACCUCAGCAAUCACUUCACUGUCAACAACCUCAUAUACAGUCGGGAAGGAACUGAAGUUUAAUGUGGAUUCAUCCAAAAAUGUCCCUAUAAUUUAUCUGUCAUUUACAGUAGCUACCUGGAUAUAUUUUUUUGCUUGUUUUUAAAAAAAAAAAAAAGUCCAAAAUGGUGCUGAAAAUUCACACCCUUUUGAGUUGAAACACUUGUACAGAAAUUAUUUUCAUAAAAAGAAAUGUGACAUGUAUUUGUUUUAUUUAAACUCGCAUUGAUGUUUGAAUAAAAAAUGUAAA
Messenger RNA from Phyllopteryx taeniolatus (common seadragon), 3125 nucleotides. RefSeq names its product forkhead box i1 (gene foxi1). Lineage: Eukaryota; Metazoa; Chordata; Actinopteri; Syngnathiformes; Syngnathidae. Gene Ontology annotation, molecular function: RNA polymerase II cis-regulatory region sequence-specific DNA binding; DNA-binding transcription factor activity, RNA polymerase II-specific. Bases 1799 to 2899 code for a protein of 366 amino acids. The transcript is spliced from 2 exons. Gene Ontology annotation, biological process: cell differentiation; regulation of transcription by RNA polymerase II; anatomical structure morphogenesis. The record is from RefSeq and is a predicted model, not a curated record.